This is a messenger RNA of Sitodiplosis mosellana (orange wheat blossom midge), 543 nucleotides long. RefSeq names its product flexible cuticle protein 12-like. Lineage: Eukaryota; Metazoa; Arthropoda; Insecta; Diptera; Cecidomyiidae. Gene Ontology annotation, molecular function: structural constituent of chitin-based larval cuticle. The record is from RefSeq and is a predicted model, not a curated record. Gene Ontology annotation, cellular component: chitin-based extracellular matrix. The transcript is spliced from 4 exons. Bases 199 to 528 code for a protein of 109 amino acids.
CACGCGCACACUCGCCCGCCCGCCCAACAUAUCGUUCGCGCUCUCAAAUAAUGAUUUGGUCGGUUGGUCGUGUAUCGUUUUCAUUGUUGGUUUAGUUGCAGACCAGAGAAUCACGUAUAUAAAUUAACGUGCAAUUCUUUUCGAUCGGCACAGUGCAUUCUAAUCGAUUUGCCUUAUCACUUUAAACAUAUAACGAAGAUGAAAUCGCUCAUUGUUUUAGCUGUCCUAGUCGCUGUCAUUGGGGCCCUUCCAGUCGACCAAGAUCAUGCUGCAAUUAUCUUGAAAUCCGAAAACACAAACAUUGGUGUGGACAAUUGGAAGUGGCUUUCGGAAACGUCAAACGGAAUCGCUCAACAGGAAAGCGGUGAAAUUGUUGACCGUGGCUCGAAACAAGAAGGUAUUGCCGUUCGCGGAUCAUUCACCUACACCGACCCAAUCACAAAACAACAAUUUACCGUAACAUAUGUUGCAGAUAAGAACGGUUUCCAACCAACUGGCUCUCACUUACCUGUUCCACCACAAGCUUAGAUGUUAAUUAAAAUA